This is a messenger RNA of Salvia hispanica, 1089 nucleotides long. The record is from RefSeq and is a predicted model, not a curated record. Lineage: Eukaryota; Viridiplantae; Streptophyta; Magnoliopsida; Lamiales; Lamiaceae.
AUGGAGGAAGACAAAAUGAGCCAACUCCCUGAUGAUAUUCUUCUACUCAUCCUCGAUAAAACCGACAUAUUUGAAGCCGUUAAAACCAGCAUUCUCUCCCAUAGAUGGAAAAACCUAUGGCGUCUCCUCCCCAGCCUCCGCUUCCACCACUGCCGCUCUGAGUUAGUUUCCCAAUUGCUCUCUCACCGCGAAGCCACAUCCACAUCCGCCGUCCACGACUUCCACCUCUCAUCACUCGACACCGACACCGACACCGAAUUCAUGGAGGAAUGCGUGCUCUACGCCACCAGUCACGGCGUUCAAUCCCUCCGCCUCCACUCCAAAUGCACAAUAACGCUUCCGCAAGCGUUUAUCUCGUGCACGACGCUGCGGGAGCUCCAGCUCACGCAGUUGCACAGCUCGGUUGAACUACCUGGACGCUUAUCUUUGCCAAAUUUGAAAACCUUCCAUCUUGAAACACAUUUGUUUUUCAACGAUGAACACUACAACAUGGAGCCUUUUUCCGGCCUUCCGGAGCUGGAGAAGCUCACUAUCAUCGGAUAUUGUUUUCCGAUUGAUGGCCUUGUUAUAAAGGCGCCAAAGCUUAGGGUUCUUGAAAUCGCUGAAUCGCCUAAAGUUAAAGAGAUUUAUACUCCGUUGCUUACCUCGUUUAGAUAUGAGUCUUACGAGGCUUGGGAGUGUGCGAAUGUGAAUCUCCCCAUGUUGGAACAUGUCUAUUUAGACAUUCAUGAGACUCGUUACUGUCUCAAUUUUGUGCAUCAGAACUUUGUUCGGAUGCUUCACCAAUUUGGAAAUGCCUCCACCGUUUUUUUAACUUUGGACACUCUCAAGGUUCUCGAACGCAAUGGUGGUCCCUUUGAGCAAACUCCUUCCCCAUUUCCCAACAUGAAAUGUCUUAAGGUGAUGGAAGGACGUAACAGAAUUACCAAAUUGUAUCGGGGAGUAAUGAACUAUUUGAGGGGGCCUUUGUAUUGUAAAGUGGAGUUUUCAUGUGGCGUGGAUUUUGUUGAACAGAUUUCCAAUGAAGACAAAGACAAAGACAACUAUGAAAAAAAAAUUGCGGGCUCUAAAGACAUUGGAUUUACGUAA